AUCGGAACGGCCAUGCUGCUCCCACGAAUAUUCGCGCCCGUACGGGCAUCUUCAGUAAACGCUUCAAUAUCUAUAGUCUCCUCGUCCCGCGUCCUCGAUGCCUUCCGCGCCGCCAAUGCCUCCACCUCUCCAUCUCUCUCCUUCAUCCGGCACGCAACGCACCAAGCCCAAGGCCGCGCGAAUGGCGCAAAGGACGGACCCGGGAAGCGCCUAGGAGCAAAGAAGAGCGGAGGAGAAUACGUGAUCCCCGGUAACAUCAUCUUCCGCCAGCGCGGCACAGCUUGGUUCCCCGGCGAGAACUGCAAAUUCGGCCGCGACCACUGCAUUUUCGCCACUGAGUCCGGCUACGUGCGCUACUACCGCGAUCCGUUCAAGCACCCGAAGCGGCAAUACAUCGGCGUCGCGCUGCAGAAAGACGAAACCCUGCCCUAUCCACGAAACGCCGCACGAAAACGACGCCUGAACAUGGUCGCCGUAGAGCGAGACGCUGAGCCAGAUACUGUAGAAGGACAAAUCGUCGUUGCGGACCUACAGGUUGGCGAUGGAACGGGCAGCGAAACGAGCGUAAGAGCUACACCCAGGGAUAAACCGGAGAGGAAUUUGGUGAUGGGCAAGGGGUAUGCGUAUCGGGAGGCGAAUUGGCAGAUUGGACGGGCGGCGGAGAGGGCGAAUGUGCGGGUGCAGGAGUUUGUGCCGGGCGAUCGGUGGGCGGCGUGGCGGAAGUCGCAGGCGAGGAAGAGCGCGAAUGCGGAGAGGAAGAGGUUGCGGACUUCGCAGAAGGCGGCGAAGCCGAAGGCAAAGAAGAGGUAGGCGUGUGUGGAUUAUAUGGAUGUACAAAUAUCUGUGUAGGCAUUACGGUUUUUAGGAUUUGGAAUAAGCCUUCGUGCAUACAGGAUCAACACAUUGCGGCAUUGUCAUUCGAAGGGUGUAGGUUGCACUGUUGAACGCUAAGGGGGAAUGGCAGAUAGUCUUCCACUGCUGAUCACACGCUACAGCUUCGCUUUAUCUUUUAACACG
Messenger RNA from Trematosphaeria pertusa, 1017 nucleotides. RefSeq names its product ribosomal protein L27. The record is from RefSeq and is a predicted model, not a curated record. NCBI's taxonomy places the organism in Eukaryota, Fungi, Ascomycota, Dothideomycetes, Pleosporales, Trematosphaeriaceae. The coding region runs from base 13 to 810 and encodes 265 amino acids. Gene Ontology annotation, molecular function: structural constituent of ribosome. Gene Ontology annotation, biological process: translation. Gene Ontology annotation, cellular component: ribosome; mitochondrial large ribosomal subunit. The transcript is spliced from 2 exons.